GAUUUAGAGAAAGCUCGGAGUUUGAUCCGUGUACAAAAUUUCGAUUUGCGUUUGAAAUUUCAUUGCAGAUCCUGGCAGAUCCACGUUGUGUCCCACACUAACCAAUCACAGAAAGGCUAAUGUCAUGUUUUAACAUUCUUGUAAACUACCCAAUCAGGAACAAGGCUUUCUCCCAUCCUUCAUUAGCAUUGCUGACGCCAUCAGGCUAUAAAAAGCGAGUUCUGAGCCCGCUUUCUCUUAUUCUGUGUUGGAUAUUGAAUGUCGCAAUGGUAGAGGAAAAGAAAGGGCAAGUUGCCAAGAAGGGCGCUAAGAAAGUGGUGAAGAGGGCACCAGCGAAAAGCGGCAAGAAGAGGAGAAGGUCCAGGAAAGAAAGUUACUCGAUCUACAUCUACAAAGUGAUGAAGCAGGUUCACCCCGACACCGGCAUCUCCUCCAAGGCCAUGAGCAUCAUGAACUCGUUCGUCAACGAUAUUUUCGAGCGUAUCGCGGGGGAGGCUUCCCGCCUGGCCCAUUACAACAAGCGCAGCACCAUCAGUUCCCGGGAGAUCCAGACCGCCGUGCGGCUGCUGCUGCCCGGGGAGCUGGCCAAGCACGCCGUGUCGGAGGGUACAAAGGCGGUGACCAAGUACACC
Molecule: messenger RNA, 632 nt
Organism: Rhincodon typus (whale shark)
Lineage: Eukaryota; Metazoa; Chordata; Chondrichthyes; Orectolobiformes; Rhincodontidae
Product: late histone H2B.L4-like
Exons: 1
Cellular component (GO): nucleosome
Molecular function (GO): protein heterodimerization activity; DNA binding; structural constituent of chromatin
Source: RefSeq, a predicted model, not a curated record